CUGGUCUGACGAUUGCGAUGCAAUCCGACAUCAUGGAGGAUUUAAAGAUUAAAUUUUUCGGCCUCAUUAAUAAACAGAAUGCAGCCAAAGUACCACUUAUGGGAUUAAAUCCAGAUCUACUUAAUCCACCUGACUUACAAAAAUGUGAAGAUCUCUGCUCUGAGGCUGAUCAAUCAACAGAAAGUGAGCCUAUACCUGAUCAGGAAGUGUUAGACUCUAUCGAAGAUGUUUACUUCAAUAUCGAUAGCAGUUUUGAUUCAUCACGUUACGAACUAAACAAACUGCCAGUGAUAUUGAAGCCUAAGGAAAUUGAGAAAUGUUAUAAGAAACUCAAACAGCAACAUCAAGUUGUCUCCAAGAAAGUGUUGCAACUUAUUUUGCAAAAGCAGAGUGCCUGUAAAGCAGAAUUUGACAAGAUUUUACUGCUACAGGAUCAACUGGAGGCUGUUUUAGAAAUAUGUAAUAUAGGAAGGGCAGAUCUGCAAUUAGCUGAGAAACAAUUUACCAAAGCAAGUUUAGGCAUAUUAGCUAACUAUCGUGGACGACAAGUAAUCCAAGAACUGUUAAAUAGUUUAAAUACCAUAAAGACCCUGCAAUGUACGGGAGAUCGUCUGCAGGAGCUUCUAAAUGAAGGGAAUUAUCCUGGAGCCAUAUCGCUUCUUUUGGAAUGUCAGAGUGCCGCUCAGACUUACAAACAUUUCCAUUGUAUCGCUGAACUGAACACGAAUUUGCAAAAUAUUUUAGAGCAAGCGGAAAGAACUUUAGACAAUACUCUCUCUAAAAUGUGCAGCGAAUUCGAUGUCGCAGUGUAUUCUUCCAUUCAGGAAGCAUAUACAUUGUUAGGAAAGACUCAAUCUGCCAUGGAUCAAUUGCAUAUGCAUUUCACUGCUGCCAUUCAUAACACGGCGUUUGCCGUUAUCCAUCGCUACGCGGGAGGUGAUGUAAAAAGACAAUAUAAACAACUGUGUCAGGCUGUGCCUCGUGAGACAUGUAUAGCUUGUCUCACGGAACUGUGCAGAUCAUUGUGGACAAUACUGAAUUCGUACCAUUUAAUUGUAAAUUGGCAUAAUGUACAAGAGGAUAAAGCCGAGUGUAAAUCCGAUACUAAGGAUUUAGAAGCGACUUUAAGUAAGCAAUACGUCAAACACAAAUUAGAGAACGGUAUUGUCCGAGUAUGGCACGAUGUGGAAAUGAAGAUAUCGAUUUAUUUGAUGAACACAAAUUUAACAAAUACAAAGUUUGAACAAUUUGUUCAGGUAUUGGGUAUAGUUAACAGGUUGAUGGAAAUUGGAGAAGAUCUCUGUGGUUUCAAGUCGGAGAAUUUGCAGGAGUCUAUUAAAAAACAGUCUUUAUCUUACUUUUCUGAUUAUCACGCAUCUCGUUUGGAUGAAUUGAAAAUGUUUCUGGAAAAUGACGGUUGGGAAUUGUGUCCUGUGAAAUCCAAUUUCAUGGCUACUCAAUUAUUGGAGUUUCGAAGUCUGAAACCUUCGCUCAAUAACUGUAAAACGUGGAAUAGUCUAGAUAGCUCAACCUUAAGCGAUAGUGAUAAUUCUACAGGAGUUGACUUACAAAAAUAUCUGGAAGGCGGUUUGUCACCAUUCACAAUAGGAUUGGAUGAUACCAUGGAUGAAGAUAUUUUAGUAAACGAUGAUAUUGAACAACCUGCGUAUUUUUCGGACGACUCGGACGAGGAUAUUCCCGAUGAAUUAAAGCAUGAGUAUGUCGACGAACCGGAUUACACAAAAAUUAAUAAAAAGAAGUGCAAACUCAAACAAUCUGGACCUAUGGUUACAAAUACGACGUUAAGCAUACUGAGAGUGUGCGGCAAGUAUCUACAGAUGUCGAAGCUUUUACGAUCGAUCGCGGUUACUGUCAUACAGAGCAUGAUACAAUUUUUUGAGCUAUGCUUCUACACAGUACACUUAUUUUUUACGUCGGAUCUCCAAAUCAAUAGCGACUCGUUGUACAGUCCAAAAUUAAAAUUAUCCUUAGCUCGAAUUAGAGAAACAUUGAUUAUCUCUGAGAAUGAUACAAUGGAAGAAAAUGGCAAUGCAAAUUAUGAUAAAGUAAGACAACCACAGCUUUCAUCCAUUGUGAACUUGUCACAACCCGAGAAACUUCACGGAUUAACGGAACGUAUUGUAGCUGUUGAGUCUCUGAUAUUUCUAGGACAACAGUACGAAGGUUUAAAACCUUACUUAGAGCAUCUCAUUGCUAACAGUCCACAGAGAGGAUUUUUACAUCAGUUUUAUAUGCAGACGAUAGCGUCUGCCGUAGACUUAAGAAAGCCAGUCUAUAUGGCAGUAAUAUCACAAGUGUUUGACGUUGCAAAUAUUUUAAAUUUAAUGAACAAAGUUAAUUGGGAAGUGACGGACGUCAUGUCUCAACACAGUAAUUACAUUGAUGCACUAAUCCAAGAAGUAUGCACUUUAAAUGAGAGACUUAACACUAUUGAAACGUACAUAUCUUUAAAUACGGAUAUUUGCAGUGUAGUAUGGGAAAAUGUGGCUCACUUAAUUACACAUACUUUAGUAGAAGGAUUUUCCAACGCUAAAAAAUGUUCGAAUGGUGGUAGAGCUUUAAUGCAACUCGAUUUCACACAGCUAAAGUCAAAAUUUGAAAAAGUGACAACGUUGAGACCUAUGCCACAUAGGGAAUACGUUGAAUUGUACAUCAAAGCCUAUUAUCUUCCUGAAAAUAGUUUUGAAGAAUGGAUUAAAGAGCACAAGGAAUAUUCAGUUAAACAUUUAGUCGGUCUGAUUUCGGCGACGUGUCAAAAUAAUAAGAAAACGCGGCAACGAUUAAUAGCACUUGUGGAAGAACAGCGACCCAAUAGAUAGCAUCCAACCAUUUAUUAUAAAUCCGUACAAGAUUAUAUUGAAAUAGGAAGUACUUGAAAUAUUUAUCAAAAUCAGGGGUAUGAUAAUCUUGUUGUUAAUUGUACAGUAUAGAGAACAAUUUUUUAAGUACGUGUUACAAAACUGAUCAGAUAUAUUCGUGUUUUAACUAUUUUAUGGAAUGUAAAUCUCCAAGAGAAUCACAAUAAUGA
This is a messenger RNA of Cyphomyrmex costatus, 3049 nucleotides long. It is a transcript of the gene Vps50, whose product is annotated as vacuolar protein sorting 50. Gene Ontology annotation, cellular component: EARP complex. The transcript has 9 exons. NCBI's taxonomy places the organism in Eukaryota, Metazoa, Arthropoda, Insecta, Hymenoptera, Formicidae. Gene Ontology annotation, biological process: endocytic recycling; retrograde transport, endosome to Golgi. Gene Ontology annotation, molecular function: SNARE binding. The record is from RefSeq and is a predicted model, not a curated record. Bases 18 to 2840 code for a protein of 940 amino acids.